Molecule: messenger RNA, 1402 nt
Organism: Arvicanthis niloticus (Nile rat)
Lineage: Eukaryota; Metazoa; Chordata; Mammalia; Rodentia; Muridae
Gene: C1H10orf62
Product: chromosome 1 C10orf62 homolog
Source: RefSeq, a predicted model, not a curated record
ACAGGAGCCUGCCUGCCAGACACCUGCAGGGCUCCGGCCCCUUCAAGCAUGAACCUUACCAUCUGGGCUCCGGCACUCCCCGUGUGCUCUUAGCUGGGUGUGAGGCCUAGGGCCCUGGAGGACUUCUUGGAGUUCCUCCAGCAACCAUCAUGCAAGGUGGUGCUGGGGACUGCUCUCUUGCUAGGAAGUGGAGGUCUCAUGCUGUGGGCUCAGAGGAGGAAAAGGAAGGCAACCUUAGAGACUACAGAGGACAAGUGUCCAGAAUCCCACAGAGCAAAUGACAACUGGAUCAAAUCUCACUUCAGCCGCCUAUCUGAAGAGAGGUUGCCCUUCAACCGCUAUGUAGGCUACAAUGGGCACUCACCUGAAAGCAGGCAUGGGGAAGCCAACACCACCCUCCACAUGGAUACCCUCACCACUAAACGUGGAGAAGGGGGCGCAGCUCUGCACCGAGAUUCCUUUGCCAGUAAACAUAAGGUAUCUGGGACCUCAGUGACUAAAGAGAUGCAGAGGGAGUCAGGAAAGUCCCCGUCCAUGGAGGAUGACACCUGGGCUGCUGUGGCAGCUUGUACGAAGGACAUUGAUGCCAAGGGGCAUCGCGUGGCUAACUCCAUGCUGCAGCGCACCACAGGUUACGAGCGUACAGGCCAUGCAGAAUCCAGAAACAUCAGCCCAGAAGAGCUGAAGGCUCUGGAGGAGGUGGAGAUAAAGCUGAAAGGGAAUUUCCUGACUCACCAUGAAACCACUGUAGCUGGUGCCAAUCAGUCACACACCAUCUACAGCCAGAGUCGCCAUGGUAACCAAAACCAUCAUUCCUAUCCAAGACACCAGAACAACCAGAGUCAUCCUGUUUCCUCCAGCCACCAAAGUUAUCAUCCAAGUCACUUGAGCCACCAGGGUCAUCCAGGCCUCUCAAGCCACCAGGGUCAUCCAGGCCUCUCAAGCCACCAGGGUCAUCCAGGCCUCUCAAGCCACCAGAGUCAUCUGGGCCACUCAAACCACCAGGGUCAGCCAGGUCACCCAAGUCAUCAGAGUCACCAGGGUCAGCCAGGUCACUCAAACUAUCAGAGCCAUAGUCUGCCCAACCGCAGAAAACAAGUCUAUGACUCUUGAAGCCACUUAACCAUGUGUCCCUUCCCCCAGCAGGGCCGGCUCUCAUGCACAGGCCUGUUUUCUCUUCUAUGGGGAAACCUACACGGUCAGGUUGAGAGACUGCCAACCAAAUCCCUGCUUCUUCUGGCCACAGCAGAGGUCAUGAGAGAGGGAAGAAAGGACGCAGCUCCAACAGCCCAAGGGCCCUGAAGGCCCACGAGAGAAGACAUGAGGCAGAUUACAGGAGCAACCCCAAGCCCCACACUGACUCCACAUGCCUGAAUGAAGCCAAUAAAGCCCUGCAAACCCU